AUGUACUUCCUGUGUAUUUUCACAGUAAAAGCAUCCUCCAGGAGUACUGUUAAAAGCAUCCUCCAGGAGUACUGUGAGAUCAGCAGUCUGCUGACGGAGGAGAUAGUUAAAGUUCAUCAGGAGAUUCGGCGGCCGUGGAGCAGAUCGACCAGCUGGCUGACGUGUCCGUCCCCCCCCCGCAGGUCUCCGGAGACUCCCGAGGCGAGCGUGGAGUUUGACGCGUCCCUAUUGGACGAGACGGACAACCUGCCGGCUGGCGAGAUCCUCUGGAACACGCUGACGGCCGACAGCCUGCAGGCUAUGUUGUCGUCGGCGACCGAGGAGCUGUCGCUGACUCAGCAGAAUCUGAGGACGAAGGAGGCGCUGGCCGACGACCUCGACACCAAAAUACAGACAGUCAACAGAGCACAGAGAGGAAGACUGUGUCCUGCUGCUCAGUCAGAAACUCUCUCUCUCGAGCUUCAUCACGCGUCCAAUCACUGCGCGGCUCUGAGGCCCGCCUGGCCUCCCAGAAGGCCCUGCGGACGCCAAGAUGGCGGACGCCGCCACCACUCCGCCCCGCCCCCAACUCCCCCAGCGCUGCCGUACGAAGACGACUCGCGCUCCGUCGGAUCCACGGAUAAAACUAAGGACAGGAGUUCUCGGUUCGACACUCUGCGUCAUCUUGCCGGAAUGAUCCGGUCUCCUAAAGCCAUGCUGGGCUCCUCCACCUCGCAGUUCUUCGAUGUGAUCCCGACCUCGGAGCGCCCGCUGGCCGACCAGGAGUGGUACCACGGCGCCAUCCCCCGCACCGAGGCACAGGAGUUGCUACGGCAACAGGGAGAGUUCCUGGUGAGGGAGAGUCACGGCAAACCGGGAGAGUACGUCCUGUCAGUGUUUUCAGACGAGCAGAGGAGACACUUCAUCAUCCAGUACGCUGAUGUAGGUACACACACACACACACACACACAUAUAUAUAUAUAUAUAUCGUACACAGACGCGUCGUCAAGGUAA
Molecule: messenger RNA, 993 nt
Organism: Sander lucioperca (pikeperch)
Lineage: Eukaryota; Metazoa; Chordata; Actinopteri; Perciformes; Percidae
Product: tyrosine-protein kinase Fer-like
Exons: 8
Coding region: 1-993 (330 amino acids)
Source: RefSeq, a predicted model, not a curated record